AUGGAGAAAUGCUGCCUGGUGCCUCCCUGCCUGCAUUGCCGUCAAACAUCACCGUUCAACGCUUCGUCGCAUUCACUGCAUCACCACACACAGCGAGCUACUGAAUCUACCACCAUCGCCACCAAUAAAACCAUAGCCAGACUGGAUCCAAACAUAACCUCCACUACCACUGGAUCCAACAAGCCACCAAACACCACCACCACUACAGCCCCACCCAACAAACCAUGUCUUCAAAGCAGUUGCGGGGCCUUCACAACGAUAGCGGUGGCGAUGACUGUAUCUUCGUUGAAGAAGAUUUCAGAAGCUUCAAAAUUUCCCAGAAGUUCGUUAGCUCCGUCCAGCAUAAGCAUUCCCUCUCACAGUAGCAAAAGCAGUGUUCACAACCUCCCUACUCCAAGAUCUGAAGCUGAAAUUCUCUCAUCCCCUAAUGUUAAGCCCUUCUCGUUUAAUGAGUUAAAGAAUGCGACCAGAAACUUUCGACCUGACAGUCUUCUUGGGGAAGGAGGAUUUGGUUAUGUUUUCAAAGGAUGGAUUGAUCAGAACACUCUUACUGCUGCAAAGCCAGGAUCAGGACUGGUUAUUGCUGUGAAGAAGUUGAAGCCUGAGGGUUUCCAAGGCCACAAGGAGUGGUUGACAGAAGUAAAUUAUUUGGGGCAACUUCAUCAUCCAAACCUGGUUAAACUUAUUGGUUAUUGCUCUGAGGGUGACAACCGGCUUUUGGUGUACGAGUUCAUGCCCAAAGGAAGCCUCGAGAACCAUCUGUUCAGAAGAGGUCCUCAGCCGCUCAAUUGGGCUACAAGAAUCAAGGUGGCUGUAGGUGCUGCCAGAGGCCUCUCGUUCUUGCAUAAAGCUGAACAUCACAUAAUAUAUCGGGAUUUCAAGGCCUCUAACAUCCUUCUUGAUGGGGAAUUUAAUGCAAAGUUGUCCGAUUUUGGAUUGGCUAAAGCUGGGCCAACUGGUGAUAAGACUCAUGUUUCUACUGAAGUUAUGGGUACUCAAGGCUAUGCUGCUCCAGAAUAUGUUGCUACAGGCCGAUUGACAUCAAAAAGCGACGUAUACAGCUUUGGGGUUGUUUUACUGGAACUCGUAUCGGGACGACGUGCUGUUGAUAAAGCAAAGGUUGGUGUGGAACAAAACCUUGUCGAUUGGGCAAAACCAUAUCUGGGUGACAAGAGAAAAUUGUUCCGAAUAAUGGACACAAAACUCGAGGGUCAGUACCCUCAGAAAGCUGCAUACACUGCCGCUACCAUCGCAUUGCAGUGCCUUAAUCGAGAACCAAAACUCAGGCCAAACAUGGCUGAGGUGUUAUCCACACUUGAAGAGCUCCAAUCUCAGCAAAGUGCAUCAAGGCCUAUAAAAGGCAGGAAUCGAACUUCUUUUGAUCCUGUAUCUAUGUCGCCGUUGAAACAUCAUAAGUCGCCUCGUAAUAUGACACCUUCGGCGUCUCCAUUGCCAUCACACUUGAGAUCUCCACUUGUUAGAUGAGGCAGAAUAAUGUAAUUUCAACUUGGUUUUAUCCCUUAUGUUAUGUAAAUAUAUUGUAGUUCAAGUUUCCGCUUUUGCCAUUGUUGGAUUAUGUAUUUUGACGCCAUGAAGCUUAUUGAAAGUUGCUUUCGAAAACUUUGAAGCACUA
This is a messenger RNA of Olea europaea var. sylvestris, 1633 nucleotides long. Its product is annotated as probable serine/threonine-protein kinase PBL3. Gene Ontology annotation, biological process: protein phosphorylation. NCBI's taxonomy places the organism in Eukaryota, Viridiplantae, Streptophyta, Magnoliopsida, Lamiales, Oleaceae. Gene Ontology annotation, molecular function: protein kinase activity; ATP binding. The record is from RefSeq and is a predicted model, not a curated record. The transcript has 6 exons. The coding region runs from base 1 to 1485 and encodes 494 amino acids.